Molecule: messenger RNA, 5435 nt
Organism: Drosophila novamexicana
Lineage: Eukaryota; Metazoa; Arthropoda; Insecta; Diptera; Drosophilidae
Exons: 28
Coding region: 33-5429 (1798 amino acids)
Biological process (GO): modulation of chemical synaptic transmission; monoatomic ion transport; synaptic transmission, glutamatergic
Cellular component (GO): plasma membrane; postsynaptic membrane
Molecular function (GO): glutamate-gated receptor activity; transmitter-gated monoatomic ion channel activity involved in regulation of postsynaptic membrane potential
Source: RefSeq, a predicted model, not a curated record
AAGAGAGUUGCAAUCAACAAAAAACAGGUGAAAUGCAUAUCUGGUUAAUUGUUGUGAUAUUAUUGUGGCCACACGAGGUCCAUGGCUAUGGAGGCAAUUCCUAUGGAGCUGCCAGCGGGCAGGCGAUUCGAAUCGGUCUUAUCACUGACGAUAGCACGGACAGAAUACGCCAAACCUUUGAGCAUGCCAUUGCUGUGGUGAACAGCGACUUGAGCGUUCCGCUGGUGGGUGAAACGGAGCAAGUGGCUUAUGGUAACUCCGUGCAGGCGUUUACACAACUAUGCAGACUUAUGCAGAAUGGCGUGGGUGCUGUAUUUGGACCAUCUGCCAAGCAUACAGCGGCACAUCUGCUAAAUGCUUGCGAUGCCAAGGAUAUACCCUUCAUAUAUCCUCAUCUAUCGUGGAGUCCCCAAACAGAUGGCUUCAACUUGCAUCCGCAUCCCGAGGACAUUGCCCACGCGCUCUACGACAUUAUCAAACAGUUCGAAUGGUCCCGAUUUAUUUUCUGCUACGAAUCUUCGGAGUACCUCACCAUACUGGAUCAUCUGAUGACUCUAUAUGGCAUCAAAGGACCCGUCAUUAAGGUCAUGCGGUACGACCUCAAUCUGAAUGGCAAUUACAAAGCAGUUUUGCGACGCGUACGCAAAUCGGAAGACAAUCGCAUAGUGGUCGUUGGCUCAACGGAGGGCGUAGCCGAGCUGCUGCGUCAGGCUCAGCAGGUGGGCAUCAUGAAUGAGGACUAUACAUAUUUGGUGGGCAAUCUAGAUCUGCACACCUACGAGCUGGAGGAGUACAAAUACAGUGAGGCCAAUAUAACUGGCAUACGCAUGUUUGAUCCGGAUAAAAAGGAAGUACGUGAUUUAAUUGAGACACUGCAACAUGAACUGGGCGAAAGUGAGCCCACAAACAAUGGUUCCUCGCCUAUCACGCUGGCCAUGGCUCUAACCUAUGAUGCGGUGCGUGUCAUUGCCGAAACCACCAACUAUUUGCCCUAUCAGCCGCAACAGCUGAACUGCUCCGAACGCCAUGAUAAUGUCCAGCCAGAUGGUUCCACUUUCAGAAACUAUAUGCGAUCGUUGGAGAUUCUGGAAAAAACCAUUACUGGUCGCAUUUUUUUUCAGGGCAAUAUGCGCAAGGGUUUUAGCUUCGAUGUAAUUGAGCUGCAGCCCGUAGGACUCGUCAAGGUGGGCACCUGGGAGGAGGGCAAGGAGUUUGAAUUCAAGCGACCACCACAAAUAACCACUUUUAAUGACAACGAGGAAAACUCUCUGGUUAACAAAACCUUCAAAGUGCUUAUCUCCGUGCCGAACAAGCCCUAUGCGAGUCUGGUGGAAAGCAUUAAUACUCUGAUUGGCAAUAGUCAGUAUGAGGGAUAUGGCAUAGAUUUGAUCAAGGAGUUGGCCGAAAAACUGGGCUUUAACUUUACCUUUCACAAUGGUGGCAAUGAUUAUGGUUCCUUUAAUAAGACCACAAAUUUGACAACCGGAAUGCUUAAGGAAAUUGUUGAGGGCCAUGCAGACUUGGCAAUCACAGACUUGACUAUAACGUCGGAGAGAGAGGAAGCCAUUGACUUUUCCAUACCAUUUAUGAAUCUAGGUAUUGCCAUUUUGUAUGUAAAGCCGCAAAAGGCGGAGCCAGCGCUCUUUUCCUUCAUGGACCCCUUCUCAAAGGAGGUGUGGCUGUAUCUGGGCAUUGCCUAUCUGGGCGUCUCCCUGUGCCUUUUUGUGCUGGGACGUCUUUCACCUUCGGAAUGGGAUAAUCCCUAUCCCUGUAUUGAAGAACCGGAAGAGCUGGAGAACCAAUUUACCAUUAACAAUUCACUAUGGUUCACCACAGGCGCACUACUACAGCAAGGCUCCGAAAUUGCGCCCAAAGCACUUAGCACCCGCACAAUAUCAGCUAUCUGGUGGUUUUUCACGCUAAUUAUGGUCUCUUCAUAUACAGCCAACUUGGCUGCUUUCCUUACCAUUGAGAACCCUUCGAGUUCGAUAAACAGCGUUGAGGAUUUGGCAGAGAACAAAGACGACGUGCAAUAUGGAGCCAAGCGCACGGGUUCCACCAGAAACUUUUUUUUAACUUCCGAGGACGAGACGUACAUGAAAAUGAAUGCGUACAUGACCAGUCAUCCAGAGAUGCUAACUGAAACGAAUCAGGCGGGCGUCGAUAAGGUCAAAGCUGGCACCAAAUAUGCUUUUCUUAUGGAAUCAACCUCUAUUGAGUAUAAUACGGUGAGGGAGUGUAAUCUAAAAAAGAUAGGCGAAGCCCUUGACGAGAAGGGUUACGGCAUUGCUAUGCCUAAAAAUUGGCCAUAUCGCGAUAAGUUCAAUAAUGCGCUACUCGAGUUGCAGGAGCAGGGUGUGCUGGCCAGGCUUAAGAACAAAUGGUGGAAUGAAAUAGGCGCCGGUGUUUGCAGCGCCAAAGGCGAUGAUGAUGGUCCAUCGGAACUGGGCGUCGACAACUUGAGUGGCAUUUACGCCGUGCUUAUUGUUGGCUCAUUGUUAUCCUUUGUAUUUUCAUUUUUCUACUGGUGCCUAUUCGUCUUCAAGAAGGCCAAAUUCUAUGAGGUGCCCUUUUGCGAUGCACUCGCUGAGGAGUUCAAAAUUGUCAUCAGCUUUGCGGAAAAUGAGCGCGCCUUGAAGAGCGCCCAAUCGGUGUAUUCACGCAGUCGCAAUUCUUCACAAUCCAUAGAAUCGCUUCAAACCGAUUCGGAGGAAAAUAUACCCGAGGAGGAUGCCAAUGUUUUAAUAUAUUGUUUAAUAUUAAUAUUAAAAGCAUCGAUUCUUAAUGCUCAAUAUGACAAUUACGGCGGCUACGAUAGCCUCCAAAACUCGGGCAAUAUACCAAUUGGCCUGCUUACUGAUCAAAAUACGGAACAAAUGAAUAUUGUAUUUGAUCAUGCAAUCGAAGUAGCCAACCUGGAGCUGGGCUUAGCCAUGUCAUCCCUCAAAACCGAGGUGAACUACGGCGAUGCUUAUCAUAGCUACGGAAAACUGUGCCGCAUGCUAGAGACAGGCAUAGCAGGGGUAUUUGGACCCUCUUCGCGCCACACGGCUGUGCAUCUGAUGUCCAUAUGCGAUGCCAUGGAUAUACCCCACAUAUACUCCUACAUGAGCGAAUAUGCCGAGGGUUUUAAUCUGCAUCCCCAUCCUGCUGAUAUAUCCAAGGCGCUCUACAGCCUCAUAACUGCCUUCGAGUGGUCGCGUUUUAUAUUUCUCUAUGAAUCGGCGGAAUAUCUGAGUAUCCUGAAUGAGCUUAACUCCCUUUUCGGCAUGAAUGGACCAAUUGUCACGGUACUGCGCUAUGAUAUGCAGCUGAAUGGCAACUAUAAACCCGUUUUAAGACGUGUGCGCAAGUCCGUGGACAAUCGAAUUGUAGUCGUGGGCUCCACAGAGACGGUGCCAGAGUUUCUAAAUCAGGCUCAACAAGUUGGCAUUAUUAACGAGGACUAUAGCUACAUUAUUGGCAAUUUGGACUUCCAUGCCUUUGAUCUUGAAGAGUAUAAGUACAGUGAGGCCAAUAUAACAAGUCUGCGUAUGUUUUCACCAGAGAAAAUGGCUGUGAAGGAGUUAAUGCAAAAAAUGGGCUACAACAAUGAUCCAGAUGAUUUCCGAAAUGGUUCGUGUCCCAUAACCGUGGAAAUGGCACUCACAUACGAUGCCGUACAAUUGUUUGCCGAGACCCUGAAGAAUCUUCCUUUUAAGCCGGUUUCUCAAAAUUGUUCUCAGCGCACGGAAAGUGUGCGGGAUGAUGGUUCCUCUUUUAAAAAUUAUAUGAGGACGCUGCGUCUCAAGGAACGCCUUCUCACCGGACCCAUCUAUUUUGAAGGCAACGUUCGCAAAGGCUACCAUUUGGAUGUCAUUGAGCUGCAGCCCUCCGGCAUUAUCAAAGUGGGAACCUGGGAUGAGGAGCGCGGCUAUAGGCCCGAGCGCUUGGCGCCCACCAACUCACAGUUCGAUAACAUUGACAAUUCUCUAGCGAACAAAACAUUUAUCGUAUUGCUUUCGGUUUCGAACAAACCAUACGCUAGUUUGGUGGAGAGCUACAAACAACUCGAGGGCAAUAGUCAGUAUGAGGGAUAUGGUGUGGAUCUGAUCAAGGAGCUGGCCGAUAAAUUAGGCUUCAACUUUACCUUUAAAAAUGGUGGCAAUGAUUAUGGCUCAUAUAAUAAGACUUCCAAUGAAUCAACGGGCAUGUUGCGGGAGAUAAUGCAUGGCUAUGCUGAUUUGGCAGUCACUGAUCUGACUAUAACGUCGGAGCGCGAAGAAGCUAUAGAUUUUAGCAUACCAUUUAUGAAUCUAGGUAUUGCUAUACUCUAUUUAAAGCCCCAGAAAGCCACACCGGAACUAUUUACCUUCAUGGAUCCGUUCUCAGAGGAGGUUUGGUGGUUUCUUGGCUUGUCCUUUCUGGCUGUUUCGUUAAGCUUUUUCAUACUUGGCCGUCUGUCGCCAAGCGAAUGGGAUAAUCCAUAUCCGUGUAUUGAAGAGCCAGAGGAGCUUGAGAAUCAGUUUACUAUAGGUAACUCCAUUUGGUUUACAACAGGUGCUCUGCUACAACAGGGUUCAGAAAUAGGACCCAAAGCCUUGUCGACGCGCACUGUAGCCAGUUUCUGGUGGUUCUUUACGUUGAUUGUCGUCUCCUCCUAUACAGCUAAUCUAGCUGCCUUCUUGACCAUUGAGAAACCACAAAGCUUAAUCAACAGCGUGGAUGAUCUGGCUGAGAACAAGGACGGCGUUGUCUAUGGAGCCAAGCGUACAGGAUCGACUAGGAACUUCUUUUUGACCUCCGAAGAUGAACGCUACGUGAAAAUGAAUAAAUUUAUGACUGAACAUCCUGAGCAUCUAACAGAAACCAAUCAGGAGGGCGUUGACCGGGUCAAGACUAGCACUCAUUAUGCCUUUCUCAUGGAAUCCACAUCCAUUGAGUAUAACACGAAGCGCGAAUGUAAUCUCAAGAAAAUUGGCGAUGCUCUGGACGAGAAGGGCUAUGGAAUAGCCAUGCGCAAGAAUUGGCCACAUCGCGAUAAAUUUAAUAAUGCGUUGCUGGAGCUGCAGGAGCAGGGCGUGCUGGAAAAGAUGAAGAACAAAUGGUGGAAUGAGGUGGGCUCUGGAAUAUGCGCAACCAAGGAAGAUGCACCCGAUGCCACACCACUUGCCAUGGAUAAUCUAGAGGGCGUCUUCUUCGUCCUGCUCGUGGGUUCAUGCUGUGCGCUGCUCUAUGGCGUGAUCAGCUGGGUGCUGUUCAUCAUCAAAAAAGCGCGGCACUUUAAGGUGCCGGUGAAGGAUGCGCUUAUAGAAGAGUUUCACUUUCUCAUUGACUUUAACAACUAUGUACGCGUACUCAAGAGCUCGGAGUCGAUUUACUCACGCAGCCGGCAGUCUUCCAUGUCGGUGGGUUCGAUCAGACAAGAAUUGCAAACGGCGUUAAAUUAAAUAAGA